GUAAUGAAAGAUCUGAUGAGCGUGGUUCAUAUGAGGGCUGCUGCUGGCUCCGCGAGGACAAUAAGGAGCGAGCGCCGGGCAAAUGAGGGAGACAUUAGCGCCGCUUUGAACCGACCUAAGCCUCCUCUGUCGCCGUGGACUGGAGCCAUCGGGGCGGACGAGCAGCGGUGUGCGCGCAGCAGCAGAAGCAGCAGCGAGGCGGACACUGAAGCGAAAAGCAACCCGAUGAUAUUGUAGAUUUACGAAAGAAACAUGGUGGAUUUCUGAGAACCGACGUGGCAACACUUGGACAGUUGCAUUUUUAACUUUUAAUUCAGUGGAAAUAUAAAAGCAAGCCUUAAAAAAGCCGUAAACAGCCUGCAGAGCGCGCAGCAGCAGGAUGAGCGUGUUUUGUGCGCGGAGAGCAGAGCAGUGCAUUUGAGUGGGACAUGGCAAACGGAGGGGACCAGUUCGGCCUUGCAGAGCGCCCGGACUCGGACUGCAUGGAUCCUCCAAAAGAGACCAAACAGGAGAAUCCGAGCCUGACCUUGAACUCACCAUCUUCACCGCAGACAACGUCCAGCCAGCAGGUAGCAGCCUGCACUGAGGCUCAUCAUGGGAUGGAGGGAAUCAAAGUUUUCCUUCAUGACAGGGAGCUCUGGACCAAGUUUGAUGAAGUGGGAACUGAAAUGAUCAUCACCAAGGCCGGGAGGAGGAUGUUCCCCAGCUACAAAGUGAAGGUCACUGGACUGAACCCAAAAACCAAGUACAUCCUGCUGAUGGACAUCGUGCCCGGAGACGACCAUCGCUACAAAUUUGCAGACAAUAAAUGGUCCAUAACGGGAAAGGCAGAGCCCGCGAUGCCCGGGAGGCUCUACGUUCACCCGGACUCUCCCGCCACCGGGGCGCACUGGAGCCGUCAGCUGGUCUCUUUUCAAAAGCUCAAACUCACCAACAACCACCUGGACCCGUUUGGACACAUAAUACUCAACUCCAUGCACAAAUACCAGCCUCGGCUCCACAUUGUCAAGGCGGACGAGAACAACGGCUUCGGCUCCAAAAACACGGCUUUCUGCACUCACGUCUUCUCUGAGACCGCCUUCAUCGCUGUGACGUCCUAUCAGAACCACAAGAUUACACAGCUGAAGAUAGAGAAUAAUCCUUUUGCGAAGGGCUUCAGAGGCAGCGAUGACAAUGAGCUGCACCGCAUGGCCAAGCUACAAGGUAAGGAUUACCCAGUGGUCCCUCGCAGCACUGUCCGUCAGAGGGCCUGCUCCUCUGGGAGUCCGUUCAGCGGGGAGAGUCGGGGUCUGCGAGGCUCCCCCGAGGCCGUUAGAUCCCCCUUCAGCUGUGAGAACGGCUUGACCCGAAGCAGUCCUGAGGAGCUGCUGAGCCCUGUGCCCUCACACUACAGCCUGCCUCACCCACACCUGCAGCCCGGACAGCAGCCGCAGGUUUAUCACUGCACCAAGAGGAAAGUAGUGGAGGAGAACUGCUCUUCAGGAAACCAGCAUCCCUACAAGAAACCCUUCGCCGGUAGCUCCCCAAGUGAGGGCGAAUCCUACUACCACCCCUCCUCCUACCCGCCUCCACCAUCUGGUCUCUCUGCCAACCCCGUCCUGGGCCUCACCGACUCCCCCUACAGCUCAGACAUGGGACAGCGUCAGGCGUGCAUGUUUGCCGGCUCGGAGCCCAGAAUGGAUGAACUCAGCUGUACGUCCUGGUCUUACACCUGCCCUCUGCCUGCAGCCAUGACCCCCAUGGAGCCCUACCCGCCUUACACCCCUCACCCCCCCUACAGCUCCAGUCCGCAGGGCUCCCGACUCAGUGCCAUAGCCCACCAGAGCUCCCUGCCGCUGGGGGAACACAUCAGCCACGAUCCCUACCAGACCCACAGCCCCGGACCUCCAUCUCAGAGCUCCCAAAACAUUCACAACCGGCAGCUCAGCUCUCCGCUCAGAGAAUAUCCUCGCUACACGCCCAACCUGUCUCCUCCCCUCUACCACACACUAGAGACGCACACACACAUCCGCUGUGGAGUGCCUGAAUGGAGCGCAGCCUCCUAACUGAACCAGAGGACGACCCUGAAAGACUGAUUAGUGGACAGAGAUUCCUUUCUUCUCUUCUGAAAGAUGCUGCGCUGUGUAUGGACUAAAUAUGACAUAACUUUUGUAAAAUAAUUGUGAAAAGUGUGAUUUUGUGCCAUGUGAAGAGGUCUCAGCUGUUGUCAUGUUUCUCCCUUCUGCUGGAAGGAGCAGCAGAUUGUUAAGGACUAGUGAGGACCUGGACGUCUAUGACGUUCCAGAUGUUCAAGAAAAAAACAGUGUUGCUCCUUCUAUGCAGCACAAUGAACAUCAAAGUUGCAUUUUAUUGUCUUUGUGUAACUCAAAGACUGGCAUCAUUCAAAUGUUUGCACUGUGAGCCCUGUUAAGGCCAAACCACGAACAGCACUACAGGCUAUUAUCCUCUCAAUGACUCCCACUUUUUGCAUUGUGAAGGAUGUAAAUUGUGACCCAUUGUCAGACAGGCAGUAACAUUUACUGACCAAAAUAAUCUCAGCUCUCACAGCAGAGCCCGAGGGAGACGUUUUUUUUUUCUCUUCAGUGGAGCAAAGCACGGCUCUACGCUGACUCUCCAUGAAGGAGAAAAGGCAUGAGUUGUCUGCACGCACGUGCAUGUGUGUGUGUGUGUGUGUACAUGUAAAACCUAUGUCAGCUCAGCUCAAGGAUGCUAUGAGUUAAUUUCCAAUGAGACAGGCAGUAGUAGCUGCAGGCGCUGCACCAUAGAGAUAAACAGUUUGUUUAGACCAAGCUACAGGCUGAAGGACCUGUAAACACUCUUUCCACUGCAUUCUGGGUAAAUGCACAACUCAGCGUCACACAGCUGUCACUGCUGUCCUCUCAGUCACCCCCGCCUGACCAAUUGGCUUUCUCCGUUCACUGGGAGCUGACCAAUGACCGUGCGGCUCUCUUUUAUCUCUUUUAUCGGCCGACUGUGUUUUAUGCGUGCGUGUGUUGGCCCAUUUUCGUUUGUGCAUUAUUCAUGAGUCCAGUGUUGAUCCUUGACAUGUGAGGAUUGCUCAGCAAACACAAAGACACACAGUGCUGUAAACGUGCUAAUGUUGACGCACCAAAACAAAUUAGUCUCUUGAUUUUAAAUCUGAAAUGGUCCCUGUCAUAACCCUCCAUUACUCCAUUAACUGCAUCGGCCACAUUUGGUUCAGCACACUUCUUUGCAGAUUUGGGACACUUUAGUCCUUGUAGCUAACUGUAAAGAAACAUUUGUGGCUCUUUCUGUGCAAAAUAGAAGCAAGCUGAGAUUUGGAGUUACUUUUGUGUUAUGAUGCAGUUUUUACAUUUCUGUCCAGGUGUUUUGAAAUGCAGUAAUGUGUGAUAAGGUGCUCUAACAUUACAAACCAUCAGUUUGCAGAGAGGAGAUCCUCAUCAUUCCUUAUUAUGUAUUUGAUUUUGUGUGUGUGAAUGUGUGAGUGUGGCAGUGGGAUGUAAGGAUUGUUUUAUAGGUUGUUUUUAGCCUCUUUCCCGCUAAUAGUAUUUAUUACUCUAGAUUUGUAAAGAAUAGUUUGGUGUUGACUUGUGAAACAUGAUGGUAUUGUUCAGAGAUAUUUGUUUCUCUUUGAGGGUUUGUUUCCAGUUCCACGCUCCAUCUCCAAGUGGUGAUAAAUAGUCGUGAUUAAACAAGCAAACUUUUCUGUUCUAUGAAAACAAGUACAGAUUUAUAAACAAAAUAAAUUGAAUAAAUUUUAGAGAGAAAGCCAAUUGGUUGCAGUGUUCUUCUUUGUGAUUAGACAGCAGAGACUAACUAUUAACAUUCCCAGAGGGUUAUUUAAAGUACAUUCAGCACCUCUGGACUGGAAACUCUUUUAAGUGCAGUGCAUGUUAUCAGUUGCGCUGCAUGUAUGAAUAUAAAGGAGCUGAUAACAAGCGUAGCCACAUUCAGCAGUGUGAGAGGGAACUGUUUAAAGUGUAACAGUGUUUACUAUUACUGUCUUAUGAAGUAUAACCGUCCCCGGUGUCUCUAACUCUUCUCAGCGGUAAAACUUUCGGAGUGGUCUGGGCGCUGUGCAAACCUUGUCCACCUCUUCUUAUCUCUGACAGGUUGUUUGGCAUCUCCAGUCGACACCAGCUGGACCAACUCACCAGCAACCUGCUGCCCAGAGAGGGGAGGGGUUUGUCGGGUUGGAGGACAAAGAAAGGUGGGGGUGUUGCUGGUGGUCCCCGACUUCUUUUAGACUCAACACUGCCGUUUCGCCAUCGUUCCUCUUUUUUUGGCAUCUUGGGUUUCCGUGUUAACCUCUUACUCAUCAGAGUUUAUGACAGAUUGAAUUUCAAAAAACAGUAGUAAAAGGCUGUGAAAUCAGUAAAUUUUUAACGAGUGUAUUUACAUUUAAUUAUUUGGUUAUAUGCCUGUCAGAAGUUGUCAGACCUGCCUUUCUCUCAGUCUCCUUUUCUCUUUCUUCCUUUCUCUCUCUCUCUCUCUCUCAUACACUACAAGGUCAGAGGUUAAGCAGGCAGCUCUUCGGAGGGUCUGGUCCUCCUUAACCCUUUGUCUCCAGACAAACUUAGGCCAGGACCAGGAGGGGGGAGACGAAGGGGGAAACCGAAUGAGAUCUCGGGGGCCUCCAGCUCUAAAAAAGUGGGUUGCAUCGCUUCAUGCUUGUAUGUACAGUAACAGGGCUCUGCGAUGACCUCUGCAUGGCCCGGAAUGACUUGAGAGAGUAAAGCUUUGGGUAAUUUUAAACACUGUGGGUUGUGUAUGUGUGUGUAAAGGAUCCUAAUCCAUCAGGAGAGGACUUUCUCAGACACACUGGUCGGACAGUAGAUUGAUGAACCUGUGUGAUCAAAGAGCCUAAGUGGUGCUUAUCAUUAUCUUUCCAACGGCCCCCCACAACACACUCACACUCACACUCACACUCACACACACACACACACACACACACACACACACACACACACACACACACACACACACACACACACACACACACACACACACACACACCACUAACUCCUCUCCUCCUGCCCAGUUCAUCUAUUCAUUUUCUCAUCCUCAUCCACAUUUACUCAUCCAUGAUUUUUUCAAACAGACCCACACUAAUCUUUCCUGUCCUGUGCUCGCUUGCGACAGCCCAUGUUAAAGAAAAAAAGAUUGACAUUUUUAAAUGUCACUCAUUUGGCCUGCAGAGCUCCAAUUUUGCAUAGCGACUAAACUGGGAAAGUUGCUGAGAACAGCUCAUGUUUCUGCUGUCUUGUAUGUUAAAGCUACUCUCCAGCUGUGCAGAGUAAUUUCUCUUGUAAAAAAGCUUUUUUAAAAAAAAUAAAUAAAAAAAGACAUCAAAGACUUA
Messenger RNA from Amphiprion ocellaris (clown anemonefish), 5341 nucleotides. It is a transcript of the gene tbx5b, whose product is annotated as T-box transcription factor 5b. Gene Ontology annotation, biological process: pattern specification process; cell fate specification; regulation of transcription by RNA polymerase II. Bases 429 to 2045 code for a protein of 538 amino acids. NCBI's taxonomy places the organism in Eukaryota, Metazoa, Chordata, Actinopteri, Pomacentridae. The transcript is spliced from 9 exons. The record is from RefSeq and is a predicted model, not a curated record. Gene Ontology annotation, cellular component: nucleus. Gene Ontology annotation, molecular function: RNA polymerase II cis-regulatory region sequence-specific DNA binding; DNA-binding transcription factor activity, RNA polymerase II-specific.